AUGGGGGUCCCUUUGCCGCUAUUCCGACAAGCGUUGAAAGGCAUAGAGGUUUCCGAACAUCUCCCGCAAGUUGCGGAGCAGGCGCACCAUCUCUCUAUCAUUCGCUCCAUGGUCUCACGUGAAGGCAAUCAUGAACGCGCACGCUAUCUAUUGCAUACCGGUUAUGCACCCGGCGGUGCCGUUAGACACCCAACCCUCGGUUCGUUCACCUCUUACUAUCUUGAGGAUAGCCUCUCCGAUCUUCCGAGUUGUGUUAAUAUUAAUUCACCGACGUACGCCGGCGGUUUCCUCGGUGCGACGCACGAUCCGUUUGUCGUCAAGGAUCCGAUGAAACCUGUAGAGGAUCUCUCUUAUCCUUCGCAGAUGGACACGCACCGUUUUCGCGAACGCCUGAAAAUGCUUAAAGCGAUUGAGGAAGAUUUUAUCGCGAAGCGGACUGGGCGCGGCACAGAAGCGCACGAAGCGGUUUACAAAAAAGCCGAUCAGCUCAUCAACUCCCCGAAAAUAGAUGCGUUUCAACUCAACGAGAGAACCGAUGGCUAUCCGCGAGGCAUACGGUAUGAAUAA
Molecule: messenger RNA, 567 nt
Organism: Geodia barretti
Lineage: Eukaryota; Metazoa; Porifera; Demospongiae; Tetractinellida; Geodiidae
Source: the annotation of a GenBank genome assembly